GACUUGUUGACAGUCAAACAGAAUCUUCCAAACGUUAGGAAGAGUUAAUUAGACAAUGUAUAGAAGAGAUGAGAUGGGAUGGGUCUUUGAAGAAGGCACUAGGGUGAUGCGAGAAACUGGGGAAGAAAGUCGUAGAACAUUACAGGCUGUUUCAGAACAAGUGGUUGAGCAAGUGCGACAGCCCAGACCUGAGAUUCCUCCUCCAGUCGUUGAAAUGCCCAGACAGAUUCAGGAAGCCCCAAUCCCAACACUCAGGGGGCAAGGGAAUCAGCCUCAUCCUAACAUUCAACAGCAGAAUUUCUUCAUGGGUGAAGGACAAAGACAACAUGAACCAAUGGAGGCUGCUGCUCCUGUUGCAGACCAUGGCCAUCAACAUCAGCAUAGGUAUGUUCCGCCAGGUAGGAAGGGGAAUGUGGGUCCUCAUCAUCAACCCUACCCAAGGGACUUUUUCCAGCCACAAGUUCCUCCAGCCCAGCCGGUACAGCACGCCUUGAGACCAUUGGUGCGUCCAGCCUCUAGGAAGCCUUAUCUAGACAUCAUUGAUCAUGAAAAUCCUUUUCCAAGGGGUUUUAAAGUGCCUGAGUUCACUUUAUUUUCUGGUGAGGUUGGUCAGUUCACUAUUGAACACAUUGGACGCUUCACAAUACAGUGUGGAGAGGCGUCUGGAGAUGAUAACUUGAAACUCAAACUGUUCCCUAGCUCUUUGACUGGGACAGCCCUUACUUGGUACCUCGGUCUGCCUCAAAAUUCAGUCUACUCUUGGAGGCAAAUGGAGGACUUGUUUCAUACUCAAUUCUAUCGAUGUGAACCGGAAGUGUCUAUGGCAGACUUGUCGAGGUUAGCCCAAAAGCCUGGAGAGUCGUCUGAGGCAUUCCUUGUUAGGUUUCGGAGAGCCAGACUGAAAUGUAGAGUUGCACUACCAGAACAGGAAUUUGUCAAGCUCGCUCAGAAUGGUUUGGACAUUGAGCUCCGAAAGAAAUUUGAGGGGAUGAAAUUCCAAGACUUCUAUGAAUUGUCUUAUAAAGUGGCUCGGUAUGAAAAUCUGCUGAAAGAAGAUGUUCAAAAGAAAGCUGCAUCACAUGGAACCUAUUACAGUGACCCUAAUUUUGAUCUUGAUAUGGCUGAGGUGGUUAUAGACAAGCCUGUUGUUUGUCUAGACCUUGUCAGACCAACUCACCAACCUGAGACGUCUAUGAGACGUUAUGUUGACAAAGCGAAGGAAACCAUGGGAGUGGAUGCAGACCCUUUUCCAGCUGUGUCUGUCGGCGUGAAUGUUGCAGACCUCAGGAGUGUUACCAGAAAUCGUAGUCUGCCUUAUGCUCAAAGGAACCUUGCUGCUGAAGACUUGAGGUGGGUGCUUGAGGCACAGAGAUCCAGACAUAGCAGGAGCGUCAGGUCAAACAAACAGAGACUUAGGGGGCAAGGAAGGAUCACUAUGACCAGGAACUUCAGUCCAAAAGGUGCCAUACGUUACUCAACUGGUACCAGAUCUCCAAGGAUGGUCAAACCGCCACUUAAGUCACCUUCCAGACGGCAACAGCAGCAGAUGGAGGUUAAGGGAAGUUCAUCUCGCAAACCGCACCAACCUAUAAAAAGGAACAUGGUGUGGGUGAGAAAAGAGAAAAAGGAGGCUGUAACCCAGACUCUACUUAAGGGGGAUGACCAAUCUCCAGCCUCUCCAAAGGUGGCGUCUGUCAUUGUGAGUCCAGACGGGGUUUUGAAAACAACUUUUGAAGCACAAGAACAGUCUGGGAAUCAUGGAGCUGAAUCAAAAGAAGAUGGCAUUAUUCAUUUUGGGGAAUUCUCAGUGAAUUUGUCAUGUCUGGUGCUGACAUUACCCUUGCUCAGGAUGAUGAAGAGGAGAGCUGACAAAAUUGUGUUUGAAAAACCGGAAGAAAAGAUGGCCAGACACAUUAGGCCACUUUAUAUCAAUGCUCACAUAGAUGGGAUUCCAAUCAGCCAUGUCUUAGUGGAUAAUGGAGCUGCAGUCAAUGUCCUUCCAACUUGCAUGCUCUACAAAAUAGGCAAGUCUCUUGAUCAUUUAGUGCAUACUGAGGUUACAAUUAGUGAUUUUACAAGAGGGGUGAAUCGUUCAAGGGGUGUGCUGCUUGUUGAAUUAACAGUGGGAAAUAGGACACUGAUGUCUGCGUUUUUUGUGGUGGAUACUGUUGCUACUUACAAUGCACUUUUGGGGCGUGACUGGAUUCAUUCAAGUUGGUGUGUCCCUUCUUCACUUCACCAGAAACUGAUUUUCUGGAAUGGUGGCAAGGCUGAGGUCGUGUCUGCAGAUGAUAAGUCUUUUUCAGCCAACACUCACCUGGUGGAGGCUAGAUAUUAUGAAGAAGACAUUGGUACCAUUCAGUUUUUUGGGAUGGAUAGACAUGGGAAACCGAUUGGGAUAACAGGAUGCAGCAGACCCUUAUUGUCUAAGCGUGUUGUAGAGGAAGAAAGAGAAAAGGCCGUGUUGGAGAUAACAAAGAAAUUAGCGGCCUAUUUUGCUGAAAAAGCAGUUCAAGUAGAUAGGUUUGAAAUUGUUCAUGAAGGUGAGGAGGCAGACCGAGGUGAUGAAAUAACUUUGGAGGAGCUGGAUUUGGCCUCAGCCAAAUUGGAUGAUUUAAAAGCUGAAGUUCAAGACCUACUGGAGGAGAUCAAUCUAGGGUCUGAAAGUGAACCAAAGGUAACAUUUAUCAGCGGCUCCCUUGAGCCACAGACACGAGAUCAAAUUGUCAGACUUUUGCAUGAAUUUAAAGAUUGUUUUGCUUGGGAUUACUCAGAAAUACCAGGUCUGGAUCGAAAAUUGAUGGAACAUAAAUUGCCAAUUGUAGAAGGAUUCAGACCGUAUAAACAGCCGCCCAGACGCAUGUCUGCAGAGGUCACUUUGAAGGUGAAAGAAGAAAUUGAGCGGCUGGUAAAAGCUGGGUUCAUUUGGACAUGCAGGUAUGCAGACUGGUUGUCAAAUGUAGUGCCUGUGUUGAAAAAGAAUGGAAAGUUAAAAGUCUGUGUUGAUUUUCAAAACUUGAAUUUAGCUACACCAAAGGAUGAGUAUCCUAUGCCAAUUGCAGACUUGUUGGUUGAUGGAGUAGCCUGUCACAAAAUUCUAUCUUUCAUGGAUGGCCAUAGUGGGUACAACCAAAUUUUUAUUGCAGACGCAGACGUGCCUAAGACAGCCUUUCAAUGCCCAGGUGCUGUUGGAACUUUUGAAUGGGUUGUGAUGCCAUUUGGUCUGAAGAAUGCUGGAGCUACUUACCAAAGAGCCAUGAAUGCAAUUUUUCAUGAUAUGAUUGGUAAAUUCAUGGAAAUCUAUAUUGAUGAUGUUGUGGUGAAGUCACAUGGCGAAGCAGACCACCUAGUCCAUUUGAGGAAGGCUUUUGAGAGGAUGAGGCAACAUGGCUUGAAAAUGAACCCACUAAAGUGUGCCUUUGAAGUGUCUACGGGUAACUUCCUUGGGUACUUGGUGCAUGAGCGUGGUCUAGAGGUUGACAAGAACAAAGCCAGGGUUGUGAUUGAGGCGAAACCACCACAGAACAAGAAGGAGUUGCAAAGAUUUCUUGGCCGAGUUAAUUUUUUAAGACGGUUCAUUUCUAACUUGGCUGGGAAAACCAGACUCUUUUCUCCUCUGUUGAAACUCAAGUCUGAGGCGGAUUUUAAGUGGAAAGAGCACCACCAGUCUGCCUUUGACAUUAUAAAGUGUACAGAAACCAUGUCUGGAGCUGAAGUCGUGGUAAUUUCCCCGUCUGGGCUAAAAACACAGAUGUCUUUCCAGCUGGAUUUUGAUUGCACAAAUAAUCAAGCAGAAUAUGAAGCUUUGAUUAUUGGUCUUGAGAUGUUGGUGGAGCUGAAAGUAUCCAUGGUUGAGUUUGAUGACGUGUCUAUCAGACACGUCUCUAGAGACCAGAACUAUGAAGCUAAUGAAAUGGCCCAGAUUGCUUCAGUCUCUACUUGCAGCAUUGAUGUUACCCAGACAGAUUGGCGCUUUCCAAUUAUUCAGUACCUUAAGGAUCAAAACAGUAAGGUAUCUAGGAAAACCAAAAUGCAAGCUCUCAAUUAUGUUUUGAUUGAGGAUGUGCUUUAUAGGAGAGGCCAUGAUGAACUACUGCUGCGUUGUCUGGGUCCAGAUGAAAGUUUCCAGAUGCUGUCUGAUGUCCAUGAUUGGAUUUGUGGUCCACACCAGGGCUACAAAUCUUGUCAGAUCCAUGGGCCACUUCAAAGAGUUCCAGCCUCUGAACUUAAUUCUAUUGUGAAACCAUGGCCAUUUCGAGGCUGGGCUAUUGACUUAAUUGACCAAGGCACAGUUUUUGUUAGCCAUCAAGUGGAGGCAUUUGCAAAGGAAAUGGGUUUCCGUCUGUUAAAUUCUAGUCCUCAUUAUGCACAAGCUAAUGGGCAGGCGGAGGCUUCUAACAAGGUGGUGAUUAAUUUGCUUGAAAAAAUGGUAGAUGACAAUCCCGGACGCUGGCAUGAAUUAUUGUCUGAAACACUGUGGGCUUAUAGAACUUCACAAAGGAGUUCAACCAAAAUGACACCUUUUGCCUUGACAUAUGGCCAUGACGCAGUCUUGCCAAUGGAGCUAACAGCCAGGUCUUUAAGAGUGGUGAUUCAGCAUAAUCUCCAGUCUGGAGAAUACGAUGAGGCCAUGAUGCUUGAGCUUGAGGACCUUGAAGACUCACGUUUGACAGCUUUGGACAGAUUGCAAGCUCAAAAACUCAAAAUUGCAAAAUCUUACAACAAGAGAGUAAAAGGUAAAAAUCUGGCAGUUGGUGACUUGGUCUGGAAAGCAAUUUUACUUCUUGGCAAGAAAGAUCACAGAUUUGGGAAAUGGUCUCCAAAUUGGGAAGGACCAUUUCGAAUUCAUGAAGUGUUGAGAGGGGGUGCUUAUUGGUUGGAAUCACUUGAUGGAGAGCUUCAUCCCAAAAAAAUCAAUGGAAUUUAUCUCAAGCCUUAUUACCCCACAGUCUGGGAGGCAAGAGGUUUAGAGUCCCAAGAAGCUGUCUGAGCCAGGUUCAUACUUCUGUCUGUGCAUAAAUAAGUUGAUUUGCU
This is a messenger RNA of Rubroshorea leprosula, 5034 nucleotides long. NCBI's taxonomy places the organism in Eukaryota, Viridiplantae, Streptophyta, Magnoliopsida, Malvales, Dipterocarpaceae. The record is from the annotation of a GenBank genome assembly.